Messenger RNA from Talaromyces rugulosus, 2694 nucleotides. RefSeq lists its product as uncharacterized. The transcript has 7 exons. The record is from RefSeq and is a predicted model, not a curated record. Bases 1 to 2694 code for a protein of 897 amino acids. Lineage: Eukaryota; Fungi; Ascomycota; Eurotiomycetes; Eurotiales; Trichocomaceae.
AUGCCACCGCAGAAGGGAUUCGCGGCGUAUUGGGACAGGGCGCGAGAGUCAGGUGCGGACCAGAAUCGACAGGGCAUCGAUGGGCAGGUUGUGCGGAAGAGGGUCGUCCCGAGUACCACGAAAGCUUACGACAAGGUGAUCACGAUGUUCGAAGACUACUGCACGGAGUACGGUCUACAGGCGGCCGUCGCGGCGUACGACAUGAGAACGCUCAAGGACUUCAUGAAUAUCGUCAGCUGGGGCAUCGAAGGGAAGUACGGCGACCCGACCCCGGGAGAGCAGGCCAUUAUUUGCAAAUGGAAUUAUUUGACGGCCAAUAUCCGCCGCAAAUACGGCAAGGACGUCCCUCGCGAGGCGACUUCCUCAGUGACCAACACAUUCGUGAUCCCGAGCAUCGGAGCCCCGAGCCGGAAACGUCCCAAGAGGCAAGCGACCACGUCGCGUUUCGUGCACCUGGUGGCGACCCUGUGGGAGCGUGACUGGCAUUUGUAUCGGCAGCCCCAGGCUCGGGUGAGUCUGUCAGCGGAAAUCCUAGUCUACAGCAGUAGCUCGGCGAGAAUUGGUGAGAUGAUCCAGUCCAGCAGCCGUCCAGGGACGGGCAAGGGCGUCUAUUUCCGGGAUGUCGUGAUGGUGAUCUUCCGUAAUGAGGAAGGGAUGGCGGAGUUCGCGGUCCGUGUCGUUCGACCGGCCAAGGGUCAAACGUACAAUCCUGAGAACAACCCAGAGCAUGCCAUGCACGAAGGCCGCGGUGCGAAGCCCUUCUUUCUCAACCCGGUGCUGAUGUUUCUCGCUCUUUGGGUCGCCCGUGGUGCCUUUCGAGACUACUCCACGGUCGACCAGAUCCUUGACAUCCCCCCGCCGGCGCAGGGAAGAGAUGCCCAUGUCCUCCGCUGGCGAGAUGGGAACCUUCCCCUCUUUCCAGGGGUCGAUCAACGGAUCCAGAAGGCGAACGCUUUCGACGCCCACCGUUACCUCCUGGGUAAACGUGCCGGGUUUCCGUACCCCCCCACGAUUCAUGAGAUCCGGGCGGAGGGCGUCAGUCUCGUGGAUAGCAUGUAUUCAGGGUCGAAACGUAUGAAGCAUGCCGGCCACGCCAACCCUCGAAUACACAACAAAUUCUACGAGCCCAAUCUGGCCACCGAUCUGCAGAGUUUGCAGGAAGGCAACGACCCCCGUACCUUGGUCAACGAGGUCUUCCGUGAGCUGUCCAUUCCUCGUCACCCCGACCUGGCCCAGGAACUGCCCGCGGCGGAGCAAUAUCGGCUCCAACAGAGAGAAGACUACCGAGACAUUCAACGGGCUCUGGCCGAUGGCCAAACCGGGAUAAACCGCAGUCGCCUGUACACGAAACUGCGAGGACUGGAGAAGCGGGCCUUGGAUGUGUUCCAGCGAUCACAGCAGCAAGCUGGUCCCAUCGAACCCGGCUGUGAAGACGAUGACGGCUACUCCUUAGGUCCGCAACGGUCUCGGUACGCCCGAGCCUGCCGCCUGAUGCCCCUGCGUCGACGGUUGGCGGAAAACAUCUUCAAAGUAGGCCAUCUUCGGAGCCCCCUGGGCCGUCAGGUGCUGGCAGAUCUCAUCGCGCUGGCCGGUCAGCGUCACGAGAUCGAGAUCCGGACGGGCUUAGAAGCGGACCGGUGCCAUUGCGACGUCGCACACGAUAGCAACGACGGUGCCAGCAGCUCCAACGGUGAGGAAAGCGACGAUGGCUGGAACAGUAGUGUGGGCGAUGGGAGCGGUGACGACGGUGAUGCGGGCUGCGUGAGGGACACGACUGGGAGGCAGAGCCCGAACAUCGGGUCGUACGGCCAUCCCGCAGCUCGAUGGCGCCACAUUCAUCGAUGCCAUCGGACGUAUCUGUUUAGGAAGCAUGGCUUCGGGGAGUUCUGCUUCAUCUGCGACACCUGGUUCACGGGUCGGCUGCAGUGGGAGGAACACUGCCGGUCACACGUGGGCAACCCGUCCACAAUCCCAGCGCAGUGUAAUCCUCUGAUCUACGGAGCGACGUUGGUCCACCCGGGUUUCUGUCCCGUCUGUCUUGGCAAUGGCCACUUCUCGCAGUACCUUGAUCGCGGUUCGUGGAAGAAGCACGUCGACGCUUGUUUUGGUGUCUGGGUGGGGUCCCACCGUCGCCCGUUGUCCUGCCCGUUUCCCCACCCCAAAUGUGCGGCGCUUGCCGUGGACCCGUUGACGCUUGUUUUCCACUGGUGGGACAUUCACGUGAUUUCAAUCCCACGGGAGACAGUUGACAAACUGCAAGACGUGGACCCAACUGUUGAAUCGAUCGCUCCCUCGCGGCAGCGUGGAUUUGCCUUUAUCGAUCAAACCCAGUUCGCCAAGGCGCGCGUCCUCGCGGGUGAUGAUGGCGUGCGUCCAGGUCGCUCCGGGAAACGGGGUGUUCCGUCCAUCGCCGAGGACGUAAAGACGGACCGGCGGCGGGCACGUGACCUGUCACGAGGGGAGGCGUCCACCGAUGAUUGCCAGCCAGCCAAGCGCCUGAAGACUCGCAAAUAUCCAACCAUCGCUGUUGUGAUACCGUGGUCGCCCUUGUGGUCUUCAACGAGGUCGACGGCUCUUAGUCCUGGGCGGCUCGUAGAUCAGAGAGGAUCAGGGCACACGCCAAUGACGGAGUUGAACACCCAAAAAAGUAGGAACUCGCGGAGUGCUUGCUCCUUUCAUCUGAACCACACAUAA